This is a messenger RNA of Zonotrichia leucophrys gambelii, 1971 nucleotides long. RefSeq names its product ephrin B3 (gene EFNB3). Gene Ontology annotation, molecular function: ephrin receptor binding. Gene Ontology annotation, biological process: axon guidance; ephrin receptor signaling pathway. The record is from RefSeq and is a predicted model, not a curated record. Gene Ontology annotation, cellular component: plasma membrane. The transcript has 5 exons. Bases 1 to 1389 code for a protein of 462 amino acids. Lineage: Eukaryota; Metazoa; Chordata; Aves; Passeriformes; Passerellidae.
AUGGCAACGGUGGGGUUGUGGUGUUGCCAUGGAAAUCUGUGUGGCGCUGCUGGCCACGCCCCCACCCCGAGGCCACGCCCACAGCAUGGUCAGAUCUGUGGGUGUGGCCAUGUUAACUUUUGGUCACGCCCCUUCAAAAAGACCACGCCCCAUUUUAAGUGCCUGCCCAUGCUAAUUGCGCUAAGCCACGCCCCCAAAUACACACCCCCAUCCCCAAAGCAACGCCUUUUAAAUGUUCAAACCACGCCCACCUUUUCAGGCCCCCAUGUCUCCCUAAUAACGACCACACCCAUCUGUGACCACGCCCCUUUACCAACCCCACCCAUCCCUACCCCUUUACUACUCUGCCACGCCCACUCACGAGGCCCCUCCCCUUUUCUAAACCACGCCUUUUACUCCCCAAACCACGCCUCCUUUGAGGCCCCGCCCCUCCGAAGCCCCGCCCCUCCUCCGGCGCGGUCGCAGCCGGGGCGGCCCCGCGGGGUCCCGGGUUCGAGUCCGGGGGCGGCUCCGGAGGGUCCCGGGUUCGAGUCCGGGGGCGGCUCCCGGGGGUCCCGCGGGGGUCGCGGCCCCCGGGGGCGGGGGGCGAUGGCGUGGCGCGCGGCCGCGCUGCUCGUGGCCGUGCUGGGCGCGGGGGCCGCGGGGCUGAGCCUGGAGCCGGUGGUGUGGCACACCGGGAACCGGCGGUUCCAGGAUGAUGGUGGCUACGUGCUGUACCCGCAGAUCGGUGACCGCCUGGACCUGGUGUGCCCGGGGGGGGCGGGCUACGAGUACUACAAGCUGUACCUGGUGGGGGGGGCGCAGGCGCGGCGCUGCCAGGUGCAGGCGCCGCCAGGCCCCGCCCCCCCCGGCCCCGCCCCCACGCUGCUGCUCACCUGCGACCGCCCCCAGCGCGACGUGCGCUUCACCAUCAAAUUCCAGGAGUUCAGCCCCAACCUCUGGGGACACGAGUUCCGCCGCCAGCACGACUAUUACAUCAUCACCACGUCGGACGGGACCCCCGAGGGGCUGGAGAACGGCCAGGGCGGGGCGUGCCUGACGCGGGCCAUGCGCGUCACCCUGCGCGUGGGACAGCGCCCCGGGGCGGAGCCUCCGCCGGACCCGGACACAGGUUCAGCCAAUCAGACCAGCCCACCCGGGCCGGGCCCGCCCCCCGCGCGGGAGGGGGCGGUGCUGGGGGCGGCGGGGGGCGGGGCCGCGCUGCUGGCGCUGCUGGGCGGGGCGGGGGGGGCGCUCUGGUGGCGGCGCCGCCCCCGGAGAGGCCCGAAAACCCCGCGGGGAGGGGCGGGGCCGGCCAGGCCACGCCCACACGGGGCCGGCCCCGUCCACCCCCUGCGCGAGCUGCCCCUCCCCCCCGCGGCCCCGCCCCCCACUUAUUACAAGGUGUGAGGGGGUGGGGGAGGGGCGGGAGACCAAAAUUGGGGAGGCCCCGCCCACAAAAAUGAAAGGACACGCCCCUCCCUGAAGCUCUGCCCCCGUGGCGAAAAGGGGAAUGAAGGACCCAAAAAGGGAAGAAUUUGCCCCAAAAUGAACCCCCAGGUGUGGGGGGGUGGGGCUUAACCAGGAGGUGUGGCCUGAAUGAGGUGUGGUCACCAAAGGGGCGUGGCUUAACAAGGGUACGGUGCCACCCAGGGGCGUGGGCAACCAAAUAUGGGCGUGGCUUCACCUGGGGAGGCGGAGCUUGAGCAGCUUUGAGGCGUCACCCCUAGGAAAGGGGCGGGGCUUGAUGUUCCUGCCCUCCCAUUGGCCACAAUGAAGCCCCGGCCACACAAAAGGGGUGGGGUCUCAGGCCACGCCUCCGUGGCAAAAGGGGGCGGGGCUUUCCCAUCCUAGUAACAUGGCUGCCACCAAGCUGAUGAUCCGGAAAAUUAUGUCAUAGUGAUGAAGAGGCGGGGCUUCCUGUGUGACGUCACACCAGGGGUGUGGCCUGACUGUGUGCCUGCUGCUGAUUAGACCGUUUUGUGCAAUUGG